GAAAUGAAAAUGAACCAACGGUUCUCCGUUGAAAAGUUUGUGGUUGAUAUUGUUUCUUUUACAUUUUACUGUGAUUUUACUGCUUUUAACAUUACUUUCUGAUUUUGACAAUAAUAUAACUAUUGAGCUAGUUAAAGAUAGAAUUCAUUGGCUCAUUUUUGAUGUUUUUCUAGUAUUUUCUGUUGUAAAGUUGUAGGCUUAAAUUUUUUUAAGAAUAAUUGGCAUGUUUUCGUAUGUCAAGUUUCAAACAUUUUAUUGUUAAAACUUGUAGUAUGUUUUACUGAUAAACUUGUAUUGUUUUUUAUAAAAAAGAGUUUUGCAACACCACAUUAGCAAGUUAGUUGGAUUUAAGAAAUGGCGACCAAGAGAAAUGCUCAAGCCGAACUUCCCACGGCUAAAAAAAGGAAAUUCGGAAAUGUCGUCAAUUCAGCAGGCUCACAACAAUCAUCCAAUGAAACCACUGCUAUGAGAGUGUAUGUGCGUGUCAGGCCACCAAAUACAAAGAAAUGAGUGAAAUGUACAGAAGCGUGUUAAGAGUCGUGGAUUCGAAAAUGCUGGUUUUUGAUCCCAAGGAGGAAGAGGAGCAGUUCUUUUUUCGUGGUGUGAAACAGAAAAUGAGGGACAUGACAAAGAAGCAGCCGAAAGAAAUGGGAUUUCUUUUCGAUGGUGUAUUUAACGCUGAAGCCACAAAUGUCGACGUUUACAACAGAACCACUCGCAGUAUAAUUUCAAAUCUUCUUGAAGGAUAUAACUGCUCAGUAUUUGUGUAUGGUGCUACUGGCUCAGGAAAAACUCACACUAUGCUGGGGUCAAGAGAGAAUCCUGGAAUAAUGUACCACACCAUGGUCGAAUUGUAUGCUCAGAUUGAAAAAGUCAAAGCAGAUAAAAAUUUUCAAGUGGGAGUUACGUUUGUUGAGGUGUACAAUGAAAACGUGCACAACCUUCUAAACCCGUCAGGCCCGAUGCACCUUCGAGAGAGCGCAACCGGAGUGACGAUUGCUGGCCUGAAGGUGGAGGACAUAGUCAACGCCGAUCAUCUGCUGGAGAAGCUGGCUGAGGGCAAUCGCAAUCGCACCCAACACCCCACCGAUGCAAAUGCCGAAUCGUCAAGGUCACACGCUGUGUUUCAGGUCUAUGUCAGAAUGGCCACCAAGAAUGGCAACCAAGUGAAAAUUGUCAAACUAUCCAUGAUUGAUUUGGCUGGCUCUGAAAGAGGAAUGGUCACUGGCUGCAGUGGCUUGCGUUUCAAGGAAGGAGCCAACAUUAAUAAGUCACUUCUGGCACUGGGUAACUGCAUAUGCAAUUUAGCUGAUGGUUUGAAGCAUAUUCCCUACAGGGACUCAAAAUUGACUCGACUUUUGAAAGAUUCCCUUGGUGGAAACUGUCAUACAAUUAUGAUUGCCAAUGUCAGUCCUUCAGUGGCUUCGUAUGAAGAUACUUACAACACUCUCAAGUAUGCUACUCGGGCUAAAAACAUUAAAACAAAGGUUACGAAGAAUGCUAUGUCCGUAGACCUGGAUGUGGGGCAUUACGUAAAAAUGGUGGAAGAGCUGAAGAAGGAAAUCGUUCUACUGAAAAGCCAAACAAAAGCACAUUCAUCGGCACGAUCUUUUCCUCCAAACUCCGACUUAUCUGUCUGGUGUCGAGCUCUAGAUGAGAUAUUUGAUGAAAGAAUCGAAAUUAUGAAAAGUAUUCUCACUUUGGAGUGUAACCAAAAACUUCUCGCGUUGAGAAAAAAACGAAAAUUGUUCAUGGCAAAUUUGCUAAAGGAAACACCUGGAAGCCAAGCCCAGGGAAUUGAGAAGGUGGAAGAAGCACUGAGACAAUACAAUGCGCGAAUGGAGGCAAUGGUUUCUGCGCAGGCUGAACAGAGAAGAUGCCAGAAAAGCAGUGAUGAGAAACUGCAAAAGCUUUUCAUUGAAAUGGAAGAGGCCAGAGUCACUCAAGAUAUGGUCAAAGAAUUCGAAAUGAGAGAUGAAAAGUUGAAUAGAAUUCUUACCGAAGUGAAACUGGAUUACAUGAAAAAAGCUUUCAUGAUUGAUCAAAAAGAUAGUUCAACGAAUAUGCAGUCUAUCAAAACUCUGUUUGAAUCUUUCACCGAGUUCUACAAUAUCCUGUCAGGAAUGAAUUGGAUCACAGACAAAAUGGAAUCGACUUAUCAAUGCUCCAGAAAUAUUAUCGAAGGCAUGAAAACGAUUAGGUGGCUGGACAAUGAAGAAGAAGAAUCCGACUCCACCAGUGGCCACGUCGUAAAUAUGACAAAUUUUGAGAUAAAAAUUGACCAUCUAUUAUCUUUCAAAGAUAAAACUACAAAGAAGAAACCAAUUUCUCUAUCGCUUGAUGAAGAAGACGAUAAAGAUGCCGCCCAGGCGAUUUUCAGUGAGGAUUUCUCAAAGGUCGUCUGUGAAGAAGUGACGCCAACCUCUAGUUGUGAGAAUAAAUCAUCAGAAACAAAAGUGUUCAGCACUCCAACAAAAAUGGAAACUGACCAUAAAAUAGAACCAAUUGACGAGAAAGAAGUUGAGGAAAUCUGUUCCACCACUUUCUGUGUAGAACAACCGUCUGCAAGUCUCAAUGAAACUAUAACUUUGGACUCUAACAAAGAUUUAGUGAAGAAGCCAGCGUCCAUCGGAAAACGCAUAAUGAAAGAGAAAACUUCCAUAAUUACAAACAAGAAAGUGGCUCUGAAAUCAAAUACUGGCCUGGGAAUCAAUAAGGAGAAUCAAUCUAUCCAGAAGAUUUUCAAAAAGCCACUUCCGACAGCCAGAAAAGCUCUUUCUUUGAAGCCUGUGAAUGUUCGUGCAAUGGAAAGUACUAACUUGGCCAUUCAAAAACCCAAACUUAUUAAGUCAACGCUUAUGAAUUUGGCUCGUAGUAAAACAGGAAUCGUCAGCCGUAAUCCAGUCAGAAAACCCACCAUACUUAGACCUUGAAACCUUUAUGAUAUAAGUGAAUUAUCAUUCGUUAUCUUGAGUACACCGCACCACAUAACUUCUUCCUGGAUUAUCUUUCACUAAUAUUUGAAGGCCUACUAAUCGGUGACAAUCCAGGGUAGAAGUUACGUGGUGAGUUUGCGGAGUAGUAUAAUAUAGUAUAAUCAACUAAACACUAGGCAAAUAGUUAUAUACUUGAACAAGAACCAGAAGUAUACGAAGUUGUGAAAAAUUAAUAGGUGAUUUAAUAUGAGAAAAACCCUAAUAUGUGGAUUAACUUGAGUUCUGAAUUGUCUGAAUAAUUAUCCUUCAGAAGGUUUUCAGGGUUUAAAUAGUUUCUUACAAGCACAAGUAUUGAUGACAAAGAAGACGGCUAAUUGAUUAUUUAAUGUUGCAUGAAUUUCGUGUUUCUGUGUACGUGCAAUGAAUGGCUAAUCUGUCAAAUCUAAUAGGUGUAUUCUUUAUAUCUGCUUUGUAGUUUACAUACUGACAUGGAAAGUUAUUUAUGACCUUAUUAUGUGAAUUGGAUUACAGUUGUAUUUGUAUGGAUUACUUUCAAUUUUCUCAUAUAUAUUUUUUUAAUCAGCUUGUUUGUUUAGUGCUAAUAAAUUUCCAUUAUAGCUCAUAUACAUCAUGCAAUCGUAGUAAAAGUAAUGCUGUUUUUUUUUUGAAAAAAUCAAUUGAUGAACAAGUGAAAAUAUAAAUCUAUGUUUCUUUGCUAUUUUUUUCGUGCCUGCCUUUGGUCGAAUUAUAAAUUUUAUUGGCUUUGGUCGAAAUAUAAGCAUGGCUAAGAGCACAUUAGAACUUUUGAAUUUACUUUUCAAUGCAACAUUACAUGCUCUGCUUUACACAUAAGUGACACUUGACAUUUCACUCAAGACAUUAUUUUGCGUUUGUUUUACGCUACCCAGACUGGAUCUCACCCAAUCAAUGUAAAAGUGUGAUGUAGUUCAAUAUCCAAUUAAUGUAGUUUCAUUUUGAAACGUUCCAUAUUUCUCAAAGCUUAACUUAAUCAAAUUUAAGCCAAACCUCAAAUUUAUCAGCACAUAUCAAUCCUUUUUUUUAGAUAAUUAAUUCUAAGUUGUUUGAAAACAGGAAAAAUAUAAUCAGUUUUAUCUUUUCAGAAAUGUAGUUGAAGCUCUUCACUUUAUUGGGUGGAAAAUUUCUCAUAAAAUCUUCAUGUUCUAUUGAAUGUAUUACAUGGAUUAAUGUCAUCCUUUCUGUGGAAUUCUAACUCUUCUUGUUUACUAAUCAUACCAUAGUAUUAUGUAAUAUGAUAAUAAUAAUAUGGUAUUAAUAACUAUAAAAAUUCAUUUUUUUAAAUUAUCAUGAGUAAUUUUCUAACACAUUGUUCAGGAAAUAGGACUAUUCUAGGCUACUACUCUGUUUUAUAUGCUUUUUUAUUGUUCAUUCAAUUUAUAUUUUUGUGGAACGUAUUCAAAAUUUAAGUCUUCAAAGACUUCACUUUGCAAUAUAUUCUCUUAAAUUUUAUAUUUUAGAAUAAUUUAAUGGACCUCAUGGACCAUACUGUAUAAUAUAGCCUACUCUAUCUUUCUAAGGUAAUCCAUCUCAUGUAGAAUGUGUUAGAUAUUAUAAACUAUGUUUUACUAUAAUUUAUUUUAAUGUAAGAUAACUUUAUAAUAUUUUUAUCAAGAUUAAUUAAAAUUUAUAUUAUCAUAACAGAAUUUUGGAGUUACCUAAUAAAUUGGUUGUAAAUUGUGACCUUUUUGAAAAUAAAUUAACCUUAUAAUGUUGUCUUAUAAAAUUAAGAAAAUUUAUUGUGCUCGGUCUUUAUAGAUAUGAAAUUGCACUCAGUUCCAAUAUUUUUGUGCUGAUUACAGUUAUUGAAGAUUAUUAACAUUGGAGAUGUGUUCAGAAAUUAUUGCCUUUGGACCAGUUUAAAACUAUUGUAACAAUUGAUCCCAUUUAUAGAAAUAAUCAACCUAUUGUAGCCUAAGUUUAAAAAUUAAUUUGCUGUAAUUGUCAAUAUUUGUAAUUAGUAGAAGUAAGUUCUGAUUGAUUCCUAAAAACAAUAUUUUCUGUAUUAUAUAAUUUAAUAAACAAAUCCCACUUA
Messenger RNA from Nilaparvata lugens (brown planthopper), 5007 nucleotides. RefSeq names its product kinesin-like protein KIF18A. The coding region runs from base 507 to 2933 and encodes 808 amino acids. Gene Ontology annotation, molecular function: ATP binding; microtubule motor activity; microtubule binding. The transcript has 12 exons. Lineage: Eukaryota; Metazoa; Arthropoda; Insecta; Hemiptera; Delphacidae. The record is from RefSeq and is a predicted model, not a curated record. Gene Ontology annotation, biological process: microtubule-based movement.